GAGGAGGGAGCUGUGUGAGGAGGCUCAGUCCGCACAGAGGAGCUGAUCUGAGAGCAGCAGCAGGCUGUGGACACACUGAGGACAGAUCGGAGACACUGAGGACAGAUCAGAGGACAGAUCAGAGGACGGACCGGUGGGACCGGAGACGCUGGUUUGUCUCUGCUCUGAUGGCCGGUGUGUGUGAGCUGCUGCUGCUGUGAAGUUUGAGCCUCAGCCUGUCUCACACUCCUGGAUCUGUUGUUGGACUGUUGUGACGACAGGAUGGUGCUGGACAAGGAGGACAGUGUGUCUCUGGUGUCCCUCCAGUCCAGGGAGAAGUCGCGGGGCUGUGCCGGCUGUAACGGGAAGAUCCGGGACCGUUUCAUGCUGCAGGCGCUGGACAGGUUCUGGCACGAGGACUGUCUGAAGUGCGCCUGCUGUGACUGCCGCCUGGGCCGGGUGGGCUCCACCCUCUACACCCGCGCCAACCUCAUCCUCUGCCGCAGGGACUACCUCAGGCUCUUUGGGGUGACGGGGAACUGUGCAGCCUGCAGUAAGCUGAUCCCUGCCUUUGAGAUGGUGAUGAGAGCCAGAGACAACGUCUACCAUUUAGACUGCUUCGCCUGUCAGCUCUGCCGCCAGAGAUUUUGUGUGGGAGACAAGUUUUUCCUCAAGAACAACAUGAUCCUGUGCCAGCUGGACUACGAAGGAGGCCAUCUUAACGGCAGCGCGGAGAGGCCGCCUCAAUAAGAGAUCAGCGCAGAACGACUGAGAGCCAGCUGGACGAUGAAGCUCACAGCAGCAGAGUCUUCAUCAGUUUCCUGUUUCAGACGUGUUUCCUCUGACUGAACUCUUUGUUAUCGAGCUGCGUGGAAACAUUUCAGACGGGCCAGAGGUCGACCAGGACGUGAGGAUGAGGAGGAUGUUUGAUGUGGAUGAAGAUGCUUCGGCCCUUCGUCUUCUUUUUUAUUUUAACAUCGAACACAUAAUAAUCUGUUCACCAGAGUGGAAAUUACACACCAGCUGGAUGGAGGGAACAAGUCGUCCGUCACAGAGAGAAAUACUGAGCCUGUCUCUGACUGUCAGGUCGCUCUGAACGCCGUCCUCCUCUGUGGUCGACUCCGCCCUCCAAAACAAACUCCGACAUGUUCACAGGUGUAAAUACAGCUCCAGGUCCUUCGUCUCUCUGAGGACUGGACUGAACGGAGCUUUGAACCCGACACACUUCAGUUUUCACUCUGAUCUCAAACUGUUUUUUUCUUCUUGACUAAUUAAAGUGAAUUUUAAUUUCA
Epinephelus fuscoguttatus (brown-marbled grouper) is the source of this 1271-nucleotide messenger RNA. Its product is annotated as rhombotin-1-like. Gene Ontology annotation, molecular function: transcription coactivator activity; DNA-binding transcription factor binding. The transcript has 5 exons. The record is from RefSeq and is a predicted model, not a curated record. Lineage: Eukaryota; Metazoa; Chordata; Actinopteri; Perciformes; Serranidae. Bases 262 to 729 code for a protein of 155 amino acids. Gene Ontology annotation, biological process: positive regulation of transcription by RNA polymerase II. Gene Ontology annotation, cellular component: nucleus.